This is a messenger RNA of Portunus trituberculatus (swimming crab), 2230 nucleotides long. RefSeq names its product piggyBac transposable element-derived protein 3-like. NCBI's taxonomy places the organism in Eukaryota, Metazoa, Arthropoda, Malacostraca, Decapoda, Portunidae. The record is from RefSeq and is a predicted model, not a curated record. The transcript has 3 exons. The coding region runs from base 241 to 2070 and encodes 609 amino acids.
UGCAGUUAUUCAAAGCUGAAGUAUUUUGAGAAACCUGCCACGUACCCCAAAAAAUUCCUCUCAAGUACCCCUGGGGGUAUGCGUACCCCAGGUUGAGAACCCCUGAUUUACAGUAAUCGCUCGCGUAUCUGGAAAAAGUUAAGUUUCCAGCAGCAAAAGACUUCCCGCCAGUAUGAAGCUCGAAGCUGAGGGGGGUGGACGCGUGUCUGACGUAGCUCCACUCCAGCCACUUUAGCCACAAUGGAUGCUGUCGCAGGACCUUCUGGAGUAAAAAUUACCCCGAAGCAGUUUUACAAGAGGAAGAAAACAUUGACCAGUGAAGAAAUAGCAGAGAGCCUCACCUGUAGUGACACUGAAAAUAUGGGUGAAUAUGAUGACAAUGAAAUUGAUGACAUCGGCGAUCCCGAAAUACCAGAUAUUGGCAGCAGUAGUGAGGAAGAAGAGGAUGAAGAUACAGUUGUUUUGGUAUUGGAUGAUGCAGAAAUUAUUGAAGCUCCUCAUCCUCCAGCUAAACGUAAAAGAAAGAGACGCAUCAUCUGGAAACAAAUUACACCUUCCAUUCCUGUUUUUGAUAGUGAAGAGCAGUCAGAAGAUGAGGUUUUGCUGACACCUUUGCAGUAUUUCAAGAAGUUUUUGUCUGAUGAUUUUCUCAAAGACAUUGUUGAGCAAUGCAAUUUGUAUGCUCUGCAGCAAAAUCCAAAUAAGCCACUAAGUCUUACAUGUAGUGAAUUUGAACAAUGGCUAGGAUGUUCCUUCUUCAUGUCAGUUAGUAAGAUACCCAAUACACGUCUUCAUUGGUCUUCUUACACAAUGAGUGACGCUGUAUCAUCAGUUAUGAGUAGGAAUAGGUGGGAAGAGAUCAAGUCCCAUUUGCACCUAGUGAAUAAUAAUACCAUUGACAAGACUGACAAAUUAUGCAAAGUAAGAAUGUUGGUUGACCAUUUGAAACAAGAGUUUAGGAAAGUUCCCAUGAUAGAACAUCUGAGUAUAGACGAACAAAUUGUUCCAUUCAAGGGGGUUUCAAGCAUGAAGCAGUACAACCCUAAGAAACCCUCUAAAUGGGGAUAUAAGAUAUUUGUACUAGCAGAUGAUAAGGGUUAUGUGUAUGAUUUCAGGCCAUACACAGGUAAAAUUGAUCCUGUAGAUAAGAAUGAUGUGCCUGACCUUGGUCCAAGUGCCAAUGCAGUUUUACAUUUAGCAGAAGUGAUACCUUAUCACAAGAACCAUAAAUUGUACUUUGACAAUUGGUUCAAUUCUCUCCCAUUAGUAGAAUACUUGGCAACUAAAGGAAUUUGGUGCUGUGGUACAGUUCAAAGUAGAAGACUUCCAGGUUUAUCAUUCCAGUCUGAUAAACAGCUAGCCUCCAAAGGCAGAGGAAGUUAUGAUGAAUGGGUGACAACAAAUGAAGAGGGAGUUACUACAAAUGCAAUCAAAUGGUACGAUAAUAAAGGAGUGUGCCUAACUUCAACAUUUGCUACUUCUCAGCCACUACAGACAUGUGUUAGAUAUGAUAGGAAAAGAAAAGAACAAGUUGAAGUUCCUGUACCCAGUAUUGUCAAAAUGUAUAAUGAGCAUAUGGGAGGUGUAGAUCUCCAAGACCAACUCCUUGCAUACUAUAGAAUGUCUUUUCGGUCUAGGAAAUACUAUCUGAGGCUUGUUUUUCAUCUCUUUGACAUGGCAGUAGUCAAUAGUUGGCUAGUUUACAGGCGUUCCGCUACCUCACUUGGAAUACCUGAUAAAAAACAACAUGCUCUUUGUGAUUUCAAAUUAAAACUGGCUUACUCACUCACAAAUAGUGGCAAGGAUUUGAGAAAGAAAAGAGGAAGACCAUCAACUGAUGUUGUAAAGGUGAACUUUGAGAAAAAGAAGAAAUGUGGGAGAGCAACAAAACCCAUCCCUGAAGAUGACGUCCGCAAGGAUGGCAUAGGUCACUUUCCUGCUGUCUCAGCAAACCGAGAGACAUGCAAACUCCCAGGGUGCAAAAGCAAAGUGCGUAUGCACUGUCUGAAAUGCAGUGUGCACUUGUGCUGCGACCAAAAGAAGAAUUGCUUCCUAGAAUUUCACCAGUAAUAAUGGAAAUUAGUGAAGUAAAAGCAUCAGUUACAAGUUUCAGUGAGGAAAAAUAAUGUAUUUACCUAUUAGGAAAACUUUACAUCAUUAAUACUAUAUUUUUAUGUUGUCACUCAUCUACUUUGUUCAUGUGAAAUUUCAAUAUAAUUCAAUCAGUUGA